UCUCCCCUUCAAGAAUCUCAAGUCAACAAUGCUCGCCGUCUUUCAUAAAUCCCUGGCGGAACCGUCUCUCAAACUGAUGGGAGCGGUGGUGUUUGAGAAUCCUCCGACGGAGCAGUCCGAGGAAACCAUGAAAGAGCUGUCACGUCUCUUCAAAGACGAGCACCACGACCCCAUGGCGAUACACUUGCUUCCGUAUUGCAUUCUCAAUACUGCGCUUGAUCAUCAAUCCGUGAUUACUCCAAGUGUUUUAACGGUUAAAGACGACGUCGUUUGUCUCUUCCGAGGAACUUUUGAGAACAGAGCGGAAAUUGCGACUUUGUAUAAACUUCCGACACCAAAAAACGAUUCUGCUGUUGUGAUCUGGGCUUACAAUAAAUUUUGUAAUCAAGAGGACGAGACAGAAUGGCUUGACGCAGUUAAAGGGUUCAAAGGCGGUUUCUCAUUCGUCAUGUAUGAUGCCAAGAAGAAAACCUUAUUUGUCACUUCGGGUCUUGAUGGCAUUCCAUGUUUCUGGGGACUUGGACCACAAGGAACCAUUCUCUUCUCUUCUUGCUUGGAGAUAGCGAGCACAAAGUGCGAGAGUUUCUAUGGACAAUUACCCAAAGGCUGUUACUAUGCUAGUGGAAAAGGUUUAAGGAGUUUUGAGAGUCCAGAUGUUGUGUUGAAGGCUCAGUUUGUACCACCAGAUAACCAAUAGAAGGCCUAAUCUGCACCACCAGAGAAGCUAUAUAUCUUGCCACUAUUCACUAGACCUUUUUUUUUUUUGG
Molecule: messenger RNA, 767 nt
Organism: Brassica oleracea var. oleracea
Lineage: Eukaryota; Viridiplantae; Streptophyta; Magnoliopsida; Brassicales; Brassicaceae
Exons: 3
Coding region: 29-697 (222 amino acids)
Source: RefSeq, a predicted model, not a curated record